AUGCAGACACUCGGACGUGGUGUCCGCAGCGCUCUUGCGGCGCGCCAGGGUCUGACGGCGCAGCCGACUGCGUCCUCCUCCCGAGUGCAAUGGGAUGCCCGGCGAAACAUCUCAUUUCCGAACAUACGACCGGUAGAAUGGAUUCGGAAGCGCCUUGAAACGCGCGUAAUGGAGGCCCCUUCCGAAGAGGAAUUGGCACGCACCCGCAAAGCAGAGGGCGGUGUUUUCGACGACUUGGAGCCCGACACCGCCGGCCAUAAAUACUCUACCGCAAACUUCAAGAUAUCACAUCGCAAACUCAACGAUCUCGGUCGGCAGAUCUCUGGCAAACCCAUCGACUAUGCCAUUUUGCAGAUGAAGUUCAGCGAGAAGCGAGCGAGCAAGCGCAUCAAGAGCAUGCUGGUCGUCGCGAAGAAUCACGCGGUCGCCUAUAAGGGCUUGGAUGAAAAGAAGCUUGUCGUUUCUGAGGCAUGGGUGGCCAAGGGCCCGAGAAGCAUCAAGCGGGUUGAAAUAAAGGGACGAGGGAAACAUGGUAUCCGUACGCACCCUGACUCCAAGCUCAACGUUGUGCUGCGAGAAGGUAAGACGUGGGCGGAGAAGGUCGAGCAGGAGCGGGCUCGCAAGCUGCGUAAGAUCGUCUCUGCCGGCAUCACGCGGGAGGACAAGCCUCUGCGCAAUCCGGGCGCGAUGUGGGCAUGGUAG
Molecule: messenger RNA, 702 nt
Organism: Punctularia strigosozonata HHB-11173 SS5
Lineage: Eukaryota; Fungi; Basidiomycota; Agaricomycetes; Corticiales; Punctulariaceae
Product: mitochondrial 50S ribosomal protein L22
Exons: 5
Coding region: 1-702 (233 amino acids)
Biological process (GO): ribosome assembly; translation
Cellular component (GO): mitochondrial large ribosomal subunit; ribosome
Molecular function (GO): structural constituent of ribosome
Source: RefSeq, a predicted model, not a curated record